This is a messenger RNA of Dromiciops gliroides (monito del monte), 4056 nucleotides long. It is a transcript of the gene SLC20A2, whose product is annotated as solute carrier family 20 member 2. The record is from RefSeq and is a predicted model, not a curated record. Gene Ontology annotation, cellular component: membrane. The transcript is spliced from 12 exons. Lineage: Eukaryota; Metazoa; Chordata; Mammalia; Microbiotheria; Microbiotheriidae. Gene Ontology annotation, biological process: phosphate ion transmembrane transport. Bases 683 to 2644 code for a protein of 653 amino acids. Gene Ontology annotation, molecular function: phosphate transmembrane transporter activity.
AAUCCCUGCACACAUGAUGCAAAUCAGCGUGUUCCUGCCUGCUGUCCGGGACUGCAGUUAAUUUUAGCCAGGGUUUGUUCUACAAGUUGUAAAACUGUUUACCCAAGUAGAAGCUCCAAGACUGAAAUGUGAGUGCUCUGCCUAAUGUGAUAGGAGCUCUAUUUUAGACUUCAGACUGUAUUUAUGAUCCGCAGAGCAGCCUUCUGAAGAAUUGUUGUGGCUCAGGUUUCUAUUGAAACGACUUGUCAUGGCAUCUCCAGGCUCUGAGAGACUUGCCUAUGAUGAUUAAAGAGAUACAAGAGUUUUACCUGAAGAGGAAUGACUCAGGAGUGACUCCUUGUGCCAAAAGAAGCUCAUAAUUAAGCAGGUCCAAAGUUUGGAAUUUUUUUUUACAACUUCUUAAGACAGAUACUUGCAAGAGGGGAUAUCACAGCAUUUCCAGUCUCAGAGAAAAAUAUGGAAUGUGUUUUACUGCUGACUGAACACAACCAAACAAACUGUACAGACAAUAGUUUGAGAACCAGCAGUUAGCAGUUUACUCAGACUCUAACACUAUCCAGCACUUUCCAGAGCAAAAUCUCUGUUUACAAGAACUCUACCUUACAAGGUUUUUACAAAACCUCAAGCUUGGUUUAUUUCAGUAUUUCUACAACAGAAAAACUCCUGCAGUCCACUUGCAAACAUGGCUAUGGAUGAUUACUUGUGGAUGGUCAUUUUGGGCUUUAUCAUAGCCUUUAUUUUGGCAUUUUCCGUUGGUGCAAAUGAUGUAGCCAAUUCCUUUGGCACAGCUGUGGGCUCUGGCGUGGUAUCUUUGAAGCAAGCUUGCAUUUUGGCAUCAAUAUUUGAAACCACGGGCUCAGUGUUGUUAGGAGCAAAAGUGGGAGAGACUAUUCGAAAAGGUAUCAUUGACGUGAACCUAUACAAUGAGACAGUGGAAACGCUGAUGGCUGGGGAAGUUAGCGCCAUGGUUGGUUCUGCAGUUUGGCAGCUGAUAGCAUCAUUCUUGAGACUUCCAAUCUCUGGAACCCAUUGCAUUGUGGGUUCUACCAUAGGAUUCUCUCUUGUUGCAAUUGGUACAAAAGGUGUACAGUGGAUGGAGCUUGUCAAGAUUGUUGCUUCUUGGUUUAUAUCUCCACUGUUGUCUGGUUUCAUGUCUGGCGUGCUGUUUGUGCUGAUCAGAAUUUUCAUCCUAAAAAAGGAGGACCCAGUCCCCAAUGGUCUCCGUGCACUUCCACUAUUCUAUGCUGCUACCAUAGCAAUUAAUGUAUUUUCCAUCAUGUACACUGGGGCACCAGUAUUAGGUUUGGUUCUUCCAAUCUGGGCAAUAGCUCUCAUUUCAUUUGGCGUUGCUAUUGUAUUUGCUAUUUUUGUGUGGUUGGUCGUUUGUCCAUGGAUGAAGAGGAAAAUAGCAGGCAAAUUAAAGAAAGAGGGUGCCUUGUCAAGAGUAUCUAAUGAAAGUCUCCAUAAAAUCCAAGAAACAGAGUCCCCAGUAUUUAAGGAACUCCCUGGUGCCAAGGCAAAUGACGAUAGCACUGUUCCUCUCACUGGUUCAGCCCCUGAAGCCCCCGGAGUGUCAGAAGGCACAGUAAAUGGAAGCCACCCCCGAGUGCCGUAUGGAAGGGCACUUUCCAUGACCCAUGGUUCUGUGAAGUCCCCUGUGUCCAAUGGCACUUUUGGCUUUGACAGUCAGAUGAGAAGCGACGGACAUGUCUAUCACACUGUACACAAAGACUCGGGGCUCUAUAAAGACUUGCUGCACAAAAUCCAUCUUGACAGAGGGCCUGAUGAAAAGCCCUUGCAAGAAAGUAAUUACAAGUUACUUCGUCGAAACAAUAGCUACACCUGCUACACGGCAGCCAUCUGCGGGAUGCCUGUGCACUCAGCCUUUAAGGCUGCCGACUCAUCCUCAGCGCCAGAAGACAGCGAGAAGCUUGUGAGCGACGCCGUGACCUAUUCCAAGAAGAGGCUCCGCUACGACAGUUACUCCAGCUACUGCAACGCGGUGGCCGAGGCCGAGAUAGAGGCCGAAGAAGGCGGCGUGGAGAUGAGGCUGGCCUCGGAGCUGGCCGACCCUGGCCAGCCCCUGGAGGAUCCUGGGGAAGAGGAGAAGGAGGAGAAGGACACGGCCGAAGUGCACCUUCUCUUCCAUUUCCUGCAGGUCCUCACCGCCUGCUUUGGCUCCUUUGCUCACGGAGGCAACGACGUGAGUAAUGCAAUUGGCCCUCUGGUAGCCCUGUGGCUUAUUUACCAGCAAGGUGGAGUACUACAGGAAGCAGCAACUCCAGUCUGGCUACUGUUUUAUGGAGGAGUUGGAAUUUGUGCAGGUCUCUGGGUUUGGGGAAGAAGAGUUAUCCAGACAAUGGGGAAAGACCUCACUCCAAUCACCCCAUCUAGUGGAUUUUGCAUUGAAGUCAUGUGUGCGCUAACCGUGCUAUCCGCCUCAAAUGGGGGCAUUCCAAUCAGCUCCACUCACUGCAAGGUCGGCUCAGUGGUAGCAGUGGGCUGGAUCCGUUCACGAAAGGCCGUUGACUGGCAUCUCUUCCGGAACAUCUUUGUGGCCUGGUUUGUGACUGUCCCAGUGGCUGGUUUAUUCAGCGCCGCGGUGAUGGCCGUCUUAAUGUACGGCAUUCUGCCCUACGUGUGAUGGCGCUCCAGAGAAUAAAUACGUACAUCAGGAAAAGGAUAGUCCAGUGUGUGGAUGGGUGUGGCGUGGUGUGAUUGGCUCUUCAUGGCACACAUGUGGCACACACGUCUACAGCACGCACAUACAUGCUCGCUCCAAGCCACCAGCUUUGCUGUAUCCCAGACUACACCAUCCACCCGAGCGGCAGGAAACCAGCUUCCAUCAUCUAACUUAACUACUGUCUAUAACAAUUGGUGACAUAACAUGUGAUGCCGUUACUUAUAUAUUAAAUAUAUACUGUAUACAUAGAGUAGGAAGCACUACUGCAAAUAUAUUCAAAGUUGGGGUGGAGAGAAUUACCUAGAAUUAUCCAGUAAAUCUGUAUAUAAUUAUUUCAGUGGUGGUUUUUUAAAGCCUUUUAAAGGCACUUGUAGAUUGGGAAAUGCUUUUUUUUUUUCCUGUUUGUAAGAUAAAUGAGGUACAAGCUAUAUAACACAAAUUUGAAAACACUGUAUGUAGGUCUGUAAUGGUCUCUGUGUUAUGGAAAUAAUACUGGAACAAAAGUUCACAAGUGCUUUCAUGAAAUAAUUUGUCCAUAUACUGUAUUGAUUAUUGUGUAAUAUAUUGUAAUUGCUUUUGUAAAUACUUAAAACUGUAACUUUUUAAUGGUGCAUUUCCCUUAUACAUUUUGGAUCAGAAAGUUUUAGAAAGUACCAAAGAAGCAGGGGAGUAUUUUGCCAGUAUUACAUUUUCACACUAUAUUUAUCUCCUCCUUCCUUGUUUCCACUAUUAAACUGAGAUGUGGCAAGACCAAUCAUGUUUGAACCUGUCCCAGAGUAGUUUGUUAUGACUGAUGCACCCAUUCCCACAUAGCAUCAAUGAUCUUACUACCUUCCCUCCCCUCCCUGCCCAAAUACCACAUAUCAGGAAGCUCUCGAAUGUCCCAGAAUUCUGUGGUUUCUGAGAGACAACAUAUAGAUUUAAGGAAAUGUGAGAAAAUGGUGCAAUAUCAGGUCUGCACUGCUCUCCACUUCUCUUCCUUAUAGCCUCAUCAAAGAAACUCCAGUCACAGCCUUUGAAAUAAGUGUUAUAUAUUCUGUGAUGGGACAGACAUGACAGAACUAUUUAGUUAUAAUUCAAGACAUUCUGCUUUUGAUAUUUAGCCGAAAUGGUCACUGAUCAGAAAGUUCAUCGGCUUAUAGUGCACGUACUGGAGGAUAAAACUGACGUGCCAGGACCCUAGCCUGCUCCUGCAGCUGUUGGUUUUUUUAAGUGUGAGGGAGGGAGAAAGCUUGACUAAUGUUUAGGAACCUGAGACUAUUGAAAUGCUGCUAAAUUUUUUGAUAUUGACAGACAUUUUAUUGGUACUUCAUUGUGAUUUUUUCAUUAAUCAGCCAUAUUAAAUUUAUAAUAAAAAUGACCCCUGAAAUGUA